Molecule: messenger RNA, 327 nt
Organism: Phycomyces blakesleeanus NRRL 1555(-)
Lineage: Eukaryota; Fungi; Mucoromycota; Mucoromycetes; Mucorales; Phycomycetaceae
Exons: 4
Coding region: 1-327 (108 amino acids)
Source: RefSeq, a predicted model, not a curated record
AUGGGAUAUAUGGACUGUGAUAAUCAAGGUUUGAUGUUUGAUUUAUUAGAUGAUAAACCCGAACACCGCCGACUAACCCAUAUUUCUUCUUUGAUCAAAAUUGACAUGUGUAGUCUUAUGGCUAGAUUUACUGUUGAUUGUAAUAAUACUUUUACCUGUCAAAUGUCAAAUAAGAUAAGAACAACAAAUGUAAGAUCUACAGCUACAGCUACAGCUACAGCUACUUUCAUCUCAGAAUUCAAGAAUAAAUAUGCGUUUCUGUAUAUUAUUCUCAAGAAUUCUACAAAACUUGGAAACAUACUGAAGAAAUUAUUGCUGUUGAAGUAA